UACUCUGUCCACAGCUCACAGGGCAGCGUGACACGUGACGUCCUCUGUGAGGUCACAGAGUACAUACGACCCGAUCUUUGACUUGAAUGUCAAAUAAACGACACUCGCCGUCUCAAUCUACCAUGUUUGACCACGGGAAGUACCAGGAGACCUGGCCAUAUGCUGCUGAGAUUGAGGCCCCAUCCCCAAUGGAAGAGUUGAUGCUACAUCACAGCAAGAACAUGACCUACUUUAAAAGAUGUCGCACACAAGCAAUGGUCCUGUAUAGGCGGUUGAUGGAGAUACGAACUCGGUACCAGCAUGCCCGAGACAACCGGAUGUGGCAAUGGGUGUAUACACACUACCUGCGCAUGCUCAUAGUGGAAGGUCUCAUCGUGGCGUUCCACACUCUGGCCGCUAAAACCUUUGACAGACUCCUGGACCUGGAAGUGAGGAUGGGGUGGGAGGAGGAGUCUGAAAUGGACAUUGAUUCUGGAGACGACUUGAACGAAGAUUGGGUGCAGCUGUAGAUCGAGAGGCCCUCUUGCGUUACCUCUCUUCGCUUACCUCCCUUUGGUUGCUCAACUAUUUAUUCCUGAGACGCUCAACCUGACGUCCAGUAACUCUGACUUGAAAAUAAACAUAAAUGUACAGUUGUUUAACGAGGAUUAUCUCCGAAGAGAAAUCUUAUCGUAGAUGUCUGAAACAGGACACGACUUUCGCCGGAAGCAAAUCUGAAGAGGGUCAAUACCAGAUUGGACUCGAUGGUGUUGACGUCACGGGUGAUUAUUCUACAGUUCUGAAUAUGCUCUUCAAAACCCCCUGCGAUAUGUCAACUGGGCCUAUGGUACCUUACACGAAAUGAGCUAGAAUUACGUGUGUAAAGUUUGUUCUGGGAUGAGGAAUUGUAAGAUGAACCUGAAUUCGACGCCCGCACUGUAUAUCUGGCGCCAUGUAGGACACGUUGAACCAGCAUCAUAUUCGGUGGAUUCUGGUGGUUUGGAUCAACAGUUGGUGUCCUUUUGUUGCCAUAGUUGUUUAAAAAACUAAUGAAACUUUUUGUUUCCUAUGAUCUGAUUGUGGACAUGUUCUGAACUAUGACAAGUGGGUAUAAGUCCAUAGAGACACAGCCGUUUUGGGCCAGUAGUGUCGCUUUGACCACUCCAAUGGACAUUUGGCAGACGAUGUGCCUCAGCUGGCGCAAGGCACGGCCACGCUGCUCGCCUAUACGAUGAUAUAGACGUUCAUGACGUUACCGAAGAUGUAGUGCUACUACUCUUACGGCGUUGUCUGACUUUAAUAACCCCCGUCAGAUAAUUCAGGAGAUAUAAAGCGAAUGUGCAUUUAUAUCAACGAACUUUAUAAUUAUAUUGUUUUCACUGUUUGAGUAUUGUCCUAAUCAAAAUGAAGUGCUGGCAUUUGUCAAGUUGUGGUGUACAGUCGGAAAUACAGAGUGCAAUGUA
Molecule: messenger RNA, 1442 nt
Organism: Haliotis rufescens (red abalone)
Lineage: Eukaryota; Metazoa; Mollusca; Gastropoda; Lepetellida; Haliotidae
Exons: 2
Coding region: 87-509 (140 amino acids)
Source: RefSeq, a predicted model, not a curated record